AUGUUAAAGUUCUUCACUACCUCACUAAUCUAUGUGACAACAUGGAUUAUCUGGCAGUCACUGGCGUACAUGCCCCCAUCGAUAUGGAUGUUUGUUGGAACGAUCACCCCUAUCGGCCAUGCAAUCAACCCAACUAUUUACCUCAUCUUCAACAAGAAUCUGAGGCGAAGAUUAUCUGAUAUGAUAUGGGGCACACGGGUUGACGUUACACUCGUGAGUAGCACCGGGAAGAUGAAAGCAAAUUACUGA
Molecule: messenger RNA, 249 nt
Organism: Cylicocyclus nassatus
Lineage: Eukaryota; Metazoa; Nematoda; Chromadorea; Rhabditida; Strongylidae
Source: the annotation of a GenBank genome assembly